CAGCCAUAUUGGUGUGUUGUAUCGCUGCCCUCUCAGUAAUUUCGAAGAUCAGUGAGCGUAUAGCCCAUCAUGACGGAUUCUAUGAAAUUUGGUCCAGAAUGGUUGCGCAAUCUGUCAGCAGACAAUUGCAAUAAUAGCGGAGGCGGUGGAGGUACUACAAGUUUAACCGCCCCGCGUUAUCAAUUAGCCGAACAUCGAUACGGACGUGAAGAAAUGUUGAUUUUGUUCGAUCGUAAUUGCAAGCCACCGGAGCCGUUGACAAAUUUUUCGACGUUGUAUGUCGAGAAAUCUCAGCUUCCUUUGGCUCUUAUACAGAUGACAGAAGAUGAAACGCGAAUGUGGAAUGGCGGAAUAACUCAUGUUACCGGUCAAGGCAGGGGUGGAAGCGUGGAUCGCGGGGGGCGUGGGAGGAAUGGAAGAGGAGGCUUGUAUUCGUCCCAUUAUCCUCGAGGGGUUGGUUUCGACGAUGCAGCCGAUGGUAGAAGAAUCGACAGUCAACCAUUUCCAGGACGAAACCGCCCGUUCGAUAGAUCUCAAAGCGAACGUGGGUGGUCGGAAAGGAACGGGGCCUCAGACCCGGGUGAAUGGAACGGUUCUACAAGUCCGAGGAAAGAAUUGGCUCGCGGUGCAAGCGGUAGCGUCGUGGAGGGUAAUUGGCGGCGUCAUCGUGGCGGUGGCACAGAGGACGACGAUGGCUGGCGUAAAUGGGGUAGAAGCAGUUGGCGUGAAGGGGGGAGUAUGGAUCGGGAUCGAUUAGAUCGAAACGAGGGAGACGGUGAAGAAGGUCGGAGCAGCGGCGGGAGAUGGGAGCAUCGUGGAAGUCACAGAGGUUCACACGACCCGAGUCACCAUCCUCCUUCACGUACUGCUCGUACAUGGGAGUCGAAUCACCACGAUAACAAUCACGACAACCUUCCUGAAUGGGCCACCGAAAAUCCCAGCGAGAGCGGAGGAAGCUUCGACGCUUCCGGUGCGUUCCACGGUGGGAUGUAUUCGGACGACGACGAGGACGGGGUGGUUAGUGCGGGUGGUACCCAAGAAUCGAGGACUCGACGUGUAUCCGAGGGGAGUGCUGUUAGUACAACGAAACACGGCGGCAGACCAUUGUCCUAUAACGCGACGCAGGGGCAGCCGGUGAGUCGCGGCACCAGCAAUUCGACUAGUACAAUCAACAAGGAUAGACCGAAGCCGUUGCAUCCGAUCAACGUCAAAGAGGACCACGUCGUCGAGAAGGAGAGGAGAAGCAGUUCACCGCCCUCGACGAAACCGCCGGGCAUCGUGACGUCGUCGGAUAGCAGCACGCCCGCCAAGACGCCGCCAGCGUCGUCCGAAAGCUCGCAGAAGAGAACGAGCGCGGCAACAAGUACGGAACAAAUCGAGAUUGGCAAAGUAAAAUCGCACGACACGAGGAAUAACAAGUCUCCCAGUAAAGUACAGGCUAGGGAGGAGGUUCAGACGGAGGCGAAGGUGGACAAGAUACCCCCGACGGUCGCGAAGAGACAGCAACCGUUGCAAACGGAACCGAAGAAGGGAGUCGUGCACGGUACGGGAACGGAGGACGUCAGGCAGAAAGGCGACGACGAUUUGGACCGUAUGAAGGAGGAGGCGGACGCGUUAGUCGCGAAAUUGAUGGCCGACGAAGAGAGCCACAGGGAGAAAACUACCGCCGGUGUACCGCCAUCUAUUGGUAACCAACCUUCCACAGUCCCAUCCACGAAUGGACAGGAGAAAUGGUUUUACCGUGAUCCACAGGGUGAAGUUCAAGGUCCGUUCUUAGCAAGCGAAAUGGCGGAAUGGUGUAAAUCCGGUUACUUCACCGCCAGAUUGAUGGUAAGGCGAACCUGCGACGAGCGGUACACCACGUUAGGGGAGCUGAUGAAGAUUAGUGGUAGAAUACCAUUUACCCCGGGGCCUCCUAUUCCUCCCUUGAAGUUAACGGACCAGGUGAUUCCUCCUGCUCCGAACGCAGUACCUGCCGGCUUGACCCCCUUGCCAAAAUCUGGUAUAGAAAAUCCGCUUCUUUUGCUUCAAUACCAGCACAUGAAGUUGCUGCAGAAUCAACAGAUGCUUCUCAGGCAACUGCGAACGUCGGCCAUAGCGAAGCUCUCGCAGUCCGAACAUUGGGCGACCCUGAGUCCUGUCGAGCAGAAUCAGUUGAUUUAUCAGUACAUGAUCCAAGACUCUGAGAUUCCGGACGUUCCACCGAUGUCCUCCAAUCCGUUUGUACCUCACCUGCCGUCGCAGACUAUGAACCCUGUCAUGCAGCUGUUCUCGCAGAUGCAACAGGCUAAAUCUCCGCAAGAUACUCAUCUAACGUCGAAUCCUCAUUCCACCACAGCGAGCCAUCCUCCCACAAUGGAUCCUAUACAACAACUGAUUCAACAGAUGGGUGGAAUACAAAAUAUACCGGGGAUGCAACAAACGAAUAUCAAUUCAACGCCGCCCGCGACGCAAGAAGACAAUCCCAUAAAAUCGUUGUUACGGCAGCUGAAUGUUAACGCGAACGGCCAUCCACAAGCGCCUCAUAUGGACACCGUUUGGCCCCAGCCGCCGCCGCAAAUAAAUCCACAGUUUAAUGCACAGAAUUGGCUGGCACAGGUCGGACCGAUACCAGCGGUACCUCCUGGCCAAAUGCCUAGUUCGUUGUGGGAUUUACAAGCUAAAGAAAUAAAGACUGAGCAGCAGAUACUGGAGGAACAGAACCUUAGGUUACAAGAGGACAGAAAGAAAGAGGAGCUGAAGAAACAGGAGGAGUUCCAGCGGCAGGCCGAGGAGGAGAUCGCGAAGAGGAAAAAAGAGGAGCAGGCCAGACUGGCCGAGGAGGAGAUCGCGAAGAGGAAAAAAGAGGAGCAGGCCAAACUGGCCGAGGAAGCGAAACGGAAGGAUGAGGAGAAAAAGAGGAAGGAUGAAGAGAAACGUAAGCAGGAGGAAGAACGAAAGAAGAAAGAAGAGAAGAAACGUAAGGAGGAGGAGAAGAAACGGGAAGAGAAGAGACGGCAGGAGGAGGAGAAUUUGAGAAAGAAACAGGAGGAGGAGAAACGGAAGAAAGAGGAGUUGAAGAAGCAAGAGGAGAAGCAAAAGAAGGAGGAAGAGAAGAGGAAAAAAUUGGAGGAGGAACAACGGAAACAGGAGGAAGAAAGAAUGCGGAAAGAAGCAGAGGCCCGUAAACAGGCGGAAGCUGAAGAGCAGGCUCGCCGGGCAGAACAGAGGCGGAGGGAGGCGGAAGCACUACGAAAGUUGCAGGAAAGAAGUAAAGCACCUUGGGCGCAGGCACCUCGUACGCCAGCGCCCGCCAUUCCAGCUGCUUCGCUCGCUGAGAUCCAGAAACUCGAGCGAGAGAAGAAAGCUGAGGAACAACGGUUUCAACAGAUGAUGCAACAGCAACUGGCACAGCAGAAGGCCAUCGAGACAGCCCAGGAGGCAUCGACGACCGAUUCGUCGAAAAAUCGGUUGAAGUUCAAGUGGGCGGAGAAGGCGACAGCCUCUAGCAAACCUCUGCAGGUGAAGAGUCUCGCGCAGAUUCAGCAAGAAGAACAGGACCGUAUCACCAAGGUAAAGCAGCAGGAAAGGGAGCGUCAGGAGAAGGCGGGCCAAAAGGAAUCGACGAACGUGCUACUGAACGCCGGUAUUUGGGGCACUGCUUCCCAGUGUCUGAACUGGACGAACUCGAGCACGGCCGGCGGCGGUGGUCCGGCAUGGUCGAACAACAUCGUUAGCAGCGGUUUCUGGGACGAUCCCACGCCCGUCAAGUCAUCAACAACCUCUAAACAACCGGCCAAGCAAGCCACAACGGCGAAGUCACCUGCUGCUAACCAGCAGCAACAAAGCAACAAGAUGAACAAGAGUAAAAGUAAGAGGGAGGAAGAGCUGGUGAAGAAACUGUUUGAACAGAACACUGCCAAGACAGACGAUUUCACGCAAUGGUGCAACAAGGCACUGAGCGGUUUACAGGUGUCCGUGGACAUACCCACGUUCGUUGGAUUCCUGCGGGAUAUCGAGUCUGCGUACGAGGUAAAGGAAUAUGUUCGAGACUACCUCGGUGAUAACAAACAGAGCUCAGAGUUCGCUAAGCAAUUCCUCGAGAAACGUAGCAAAUGGCGGUCCGCCCAGCGACCUCAGGCGCAAGCGGAUGAUCUCUGCAAACCUGCCCCUGCUGUCAAUCCAAACGCGCCCGCGGAAUUUCAGGAAGUGAAGGGGAAAUCGAAGAAGCCAAAGAAGGGAAAAAUGUACAAAGUCGAUAAUAGAAUUCUAGGCUUCAGCGUAACCGCGGCACCCGACCGCAUCAACGUUGGCGACCGUGAUUACGGUGAAGAUGUGUGAAUCCGAAUUUCCGGUACUGUUUCCGAUCCUCACCGUUGGAGAUUUUUUGCGACGCUUGGCCCGACAACUACGGUUCGUUAUUUAUUUAUUGUAGAUGCCAAAUGACCGUUCUAAGGAACCCGUUACGAGUACUUCAUUAAACAGAACAAAAAAAAACGAUAUAUUACAUGUAUACAUAAUAUAUAUAUAUUAAGAUCUCUUUUUUUUUUAUGGUUAAAAGCAUGCAAGGAUAAUCUUGGUACCCCCGUUUCUAUCCUUUGACUCGAUCAUUAAUGGGAGCCUUAGACACCGAUUCUCUCAGCGUGGCAUUGUUUCCUCCUUAAACGAAACGGAACUGAAAAGAGGAAGAGAACUCUAUUGUAUAUAAUUUACUCAACGGAAGGAACAUACACACAUACACAUGGCGGGCACUCGCCUGCUAUCCAACGUGAUGUACACGUACAUUUCAUGUGUCACACAUACAUACAAUACACAGAGGACACACACACUUUUGUAAUAAUUCAUCGUUACUCGCCGCGGACGAAGAGUCGAUCGAUGAAAUUCUGUAUCGAUCGAAUACAUCGCAGUCGAAAGUAAUUACGUGCUAACGGGACGAAAGGACGGAAUACGACACAGGAAGGUAGACGAAAAAGAAAAAAAAAACGAUUUGUUAAAUGUGCGUGCGUCGGUUGUUGAACUAUUUACGAGCGCGCCAAAAUUGAUGGCAUAUGUGAAUCCUAUGGAUUUCUUGAUUUUAUCGCGACAUCACCCAACCUAUUUGUCCUGUGUUCGAUACGUUGAAAGUUUCCAAUUCACGAAGAGACAUUGAAGAAAAAAAAGGAAAUGAUAUUUUGACUGAACGACUACUAAAAAGAAACAAGGAACGGUUGUAUUGUUACCACAUGUGGACCCGAAUGAUUGAACACGAGAACCGAAAGAUACUUAUAGCACUGACAUCUCGAGGGAAACGAAGGAACCUCUUGUACUUUCUUAACGCUUUGGAUACCCUGACGUAAAGAAGAGAAAGAAAACUUAAUAAUAAUAACAGUACUUGCAUGUUGUACGAUUUUUUAACAGCGAAACGAAUUGUAUCUUCCAUUUUUCCCGUUUUUUGCACCCGGACCGAAAGGGGAAGAGUAUGAAAGUAAGCUCGUGUGUAAUCCUGCGGAACUUUAUAAUAAUAGCACACAAGGAACUUCCGGUUUUUAUCACCACCGGCGGCAUAUCCUUCUUCUGAGAGACACUGGAGAUCGAUCCGAAUCAAUUAAAACGAAGAAUUCGACGUAAGAUUUAAGUAAUGCAAUAUUGUAAUAAUUUCACAGAGAAAGGAAGAACCAGUAUCUUUUGUAAAGUUUUAAAUGUAAGUGUACAUGUCGUGGGGAGAGAAUUUUAGCAAGCUUAUCGGAGAUACACACUCACCUUUUGUUUUUUUUUCUUCUUUCCUCUCUUGUUUCGUUUUUCCUUUCUAAUCGGACUUGAAAACUACUUGAAUUGAAGAAAAGAAAAGAACGAAACGGCAGGACAUAAUCUGUUCGUAACCCGCGAAGAAUAUUACGACAGACCCGACCGUUUUUUUUUUUAAUAAUUAUAAUGGUUGUUGAUUAAGGUUCGUUGAUCUUCUUUUAGUACGCGUGCGAUUAUGAAAGCAAGCGGUAUACUUAGGGGAAGACCACAGAGCCUUGAGUGAAAGAUUUAUGUAUAAAUAGAUAAAUGUACAGUAAAUACGAGGAUAAUUAAUUAGG
Molecule: messenger RNA, 6041 nt
Organism: Dufourea novaeangliae
Lineage: Eukaryota; Metazoa; Arthropoda; Insecta; Hymenoptera; Halictidae
Gene: Gyf
Product: PERQ amino acid-rich with GYF domain-containing protein 2
Exons: 16
Coding region: 70-4320 (1416 amino acids)
Molecular function (GO): protein binding
Source: RefSeq, a predicted model, not a curated record